Messenger RNA from Prorocentrum cordatum, 266 nucleotides. The record is from the annotation of a GenBank genome assembly. Lineage: Eukaryota; Dinophyceae; Prorocentrales; Prorocentraceae.
GAGGAGUGGAUGGCCAACGUCAGAAGGUGGUACGGGGACGGCGCCUUCUCCAAGGUGGCGGAUCGGGCGCUGCUGGACAGUGGCGAGGUGCCCAUCACGCUCGAGCGCGGGAGGAAGAGCGAGAUCCUAGACGCGUUGGGCGCCAUGCCGCUCCUCUCGGAGUUCUGCCAAGGCGUGCCCCUGCGCGUCCAGCAGACGGCGGAGCAGGUGACCUCGGAGCUGGCCUCGUCGCGGGCCCGGGCGCGCGACCUGCGGAGGGAGAGGAG